Messenger RNA from Aspergillus piperis CBS 112811, 2195 nucleotides. Its product is annotated as phenylalanine--tRNA ligase subunit alpha. The transcript is spliced from 2 exons. Gene Ontology annotation, molecular function: tRNA binding; phenylalanine-tRNA ligase activity; ATP binding. Gene Ontology annotation, cellular component: phenylalanine-tRNA ligase complex; cytoplasm; cytosol. Gene Ontology annotation, biological process: phenylalanyl-tRNA aminoacylation. The coding region runs from base 142 to 1698 and encodes 518 amino acids. Lineage: Eukaryota; Fungi; Ascomycota; Eurotiomycetes; Eurotiales; Aspergillaceae. The record is from RefSeq and is a predicted model, not a curated record.
GUAAUCGACGAGGUGCCCGAAAGAGUCACAAUUUCGGAAAGUGGGCAAGUAUCUGAUUGAAGUCCCCAAUCGCACAGUCGGUCUUCUCAGCACCCUUUUACGCCCCUUAGAUCCGUGCCUCGGGGUUCACGACUCGCAAUCAUGGCGACCGAUAUGACGAGCCCCAUCCUGGACGCCCUGUCCGCGUCCGACGCCUCCAUCCUCUCCAGCGAAGCCUUCCCCUCCACCCCCUCACUAAACGUCAAGGCCGCCCUCGACCGUCUAGCCUCCCGACAGAUGGUCGAGUAUGAGACCUUCGACAAAGAGGUUGCUGUAUUGACCCCCGAAGGUGAAGAAAUCGCCACGAAUGGCAGUCACGAAGCCAAAGUGUUCCAAGCCGUGUUGGCUGCCAUGGACGGAUUGAAGAUCGCCGAGUUGCCCGGAGUCGUUGGAAAGGACAACGCCAAGAUCGGUCAGGGCAAUGCUUUCAAGAAGGGCUGGAUUAAGAAGGACAAGGAUCUUCUGCGGGCGACGACCGACACCAUCGUGGACGAGACCCGCGAGUUGUUGCUGACGGUCAAGAACACCCAGACUCUGAACGACCAGAAGGCCCUUACAGAUCUGAAGCGGCGCAAGCUGGUCGCCCUGCAGAAGGUCAUUUCCUUCAAGAUCUCCAAGGGUCCCAAGUUCGCACGCGAAUUCGUCAAGGAGGAGACCGACCUGACCGCGGAGAUGCUCAUGAACGGCUCCUGGAAGACGGCCCAGCUGAAGCCCUACAACUUCAAGGCCAAGGGUGCCCCCACGCCCGCUGGUGCUUUCCACCCCCUGAACAAGGUGCGCCAGGAAUUCCGCAACAUCUUCUUCGAAAUGGGUUUCGAGGAGAUGCCUACCAACCGUUUCGUCGAGACGGGCUUCUGGAACUUCGACGCCCUCUUCGUCCCUCAGCAACACCCCGCCCGUGACCUUCAAGAUACCUUCUACAUCGCCGACCCGGUCAAGGCCGACCCGCCCCGCGAGGACCCAGAGAACGACCCUCACCGUCCCAAGUCCAUCCAGCCGGCCUCGAACGCCGCCCAGGAGAAGCCCCUCGACUACAAGCAGUACUGGGAGGACGUCCGCCAGGUGCACGAGAAUGGCAAGUACGGAUCCAUUGGCUACCGCUACCCCUGGGAUGCCGACGAGGCGCUGCGGCUGGUUCUCCGCACACACACCACCUCGGUUUCGACAUAUGUUCUGCACAAGCUGGCGGCCAACCCCCGUCCGGCGAGAUAUUUCAGUAUCGACCGAGUGUUCCGUAACGAGGCGGUCGACGCCACCCACUUGGCCGAGUUCCACCAGAUCGAGGGUGUCAUUGCCGACUUUGGUCUCACCCUUGGUGGUCUGAUUGGCUUCAUGGAGGUCUUCUUCGCCAAGAUGGGCAUCCACCAGCUCCGCUUCAAGCCGGCCUACAACCCCUACACCGAGCCCAGUAUGGAGAUCUUCGGUUACCACGCUGGCCUUGGUAAGUGGGUGGAGAUCGGAAACAGUGGUAUGUUCCGUCCGGAGAUGUUAGAACCCAUGGGUAUCCCAAAGGGCAUGCAGGUCUACGGAUGGGGAUUGAGUCUGGAGAGACCUACCAUGAUCAAAUACGGCGUUAGCAACAUCCGAGAACUCCUGGGUCACAAGGUCGAUCUCGGCUUCAUCGAGUCCAACCCUGCCGUCAGACUUGAGAAGGACUAGAUUUAGAAGGCAACGAAAUGACUAGAGAAAAAAUGGGCAGAACUUCUUACUUAUUUUCAUGCUGAAACCACCGCCAUUGAUAUCAUGACUCCCACAUAGAUCUACGUGAUAUAAACCACACAAAACAGGAACCCCGAAAAGAGGAAAAAAAAGAAAGCGAGAACUACGAAACGAAGGACCACGGUUACGAGUAGAAAUGAAAAGCAUUCAGUUUUUGAACCUUAAGUUUCCUUUUUUCUUCUUCUACUAACUACCUAAGGAGGUUAACUAAAUAGAUAUGUCCCACCCGUAUCUGUGCCCCGAUGCAAGUCUCAGCAAAGUGGCUCUUCAGCAGGCGGUAAAGCGUAAUAUUCGGCGGUGGAUGUGCGUGUUUUACUUGUCUACCUCCUGACUCAUGGGAUGUCCCCUGACCCACAGAAAAGAAGGACAGAAGAGGAAUCCAGAUGACGGUUCCCUUCUUCUGCUUUCUCUUCCGGGGGUUUAUUGGGGGCGGAGUG